This is a messenger RNA of Laetiporus sulphureus 93-53, 2394 nucleotides long. RefSeq names its product P-loop containing nucleoside triphosphate hydrolase protein. Lineage: Eukaryota; Fungi; Basidiomycota; Agaricomycetes; Polyporales; Laetiporaceae. The record is from RefSeq and is a predicted model, not a curated record. Gene Ontology annotation, molecular function: GTPase activity; GTP binding. Gene Ontology annotation, cellular component: mitochondrion. The coding region runs from base 1 to 2394 and encodes 797 amino acids. The transcript has 4 exons. Gene Ontology annotation, biological process: ribosome disassembly; mitochondrial translation.
AUGCCCGUCCGUUCACUGCUUUCUCGGCGACAUUUAUUUGCACUACGGUUCCAUGUUCGAAAUGUGGCGCAUCGGCAGCUCGCAACAGUAGCAGGCAAUGACCCAUCUAAGUUGCGUAACAUGGCACUGGUAGCUCAUAUUGAUUCCGGAAAGACCACUUUGACGGAGUCUAUACUCUUGAAGUCAUCCUAUUUAUCCUCCGCUGGAACAGUUGACACCGGAAGCACGACUACGGAUUUCAUGCCAGCAGAACGCGAAAGAGGCAUUACGAUUCAGUCUGCCAGCAUUCCCGUGAAGUGGAGAGAUUGGACGUUCAAUUUGAUUGAUACCCCUGGCCACGCGGAUUUUGGCAUGGAAGUCGAAAGUGCUAGUCGUGUCGUCGAUGGUGCCGUCGUGCUAUUGGAUUCAGUUGAAGGCGUUGAGGCUCAGACAAGGGGUGUUUGGAAGCAAUUGGAUAGGUACGGCGUACGUUCGAGGCUGAUGUUUCUGAAUAAGCUUGAUCGUGCAGGAGCAUCAUUCUCGAAUUCAGUGAGGUCUAUACUCGCAAAUCGUCUACAUCCCAAGCCCAUGGUGUUGAGCUUGCCAGUGGCUUCAUUCAACCCGGAAGACUAUUCUCGAGCCGAACCCGGCGUGCAAGGUCUUGUUGAUCUCGUCAAGUGGGAGGUAUGGACAUGGGACGAGAAUGGGGAGUCAACGCGGCAUCCUCUUCCGCAAAAUCUUGAUGAACUAGACCGCACAAGCAUUCUCUCCCCAUCGCACCCGCUUGUUCCUCACUUGCUGCCUGCUCGAACCGCUUUGUUGGAGAAUUUGUCGAUGUUCUCGGAAGAUUUGAUGGAAACUCUGCUGGGGCUGCCAUCUAUCCCGUCAGCCUACCUCAACGUAGGUGCAUCAACAAUCCUCCCUCAUCUACGUAACGCUACGAUCCGUAACGAAAUUCUUCCCAUCCUAUGUGGUUCUGCGUUCAAGCACAUCGGCACAGAGCUCGUGAUGGACUACGUUGGGGAAUUGUUUCCCAGCCCCGCAGACAUUGUUGACACCGUUCCGACCGCAAAAGCGCCAUUACGGAUGCUGGCAUGGAAAGUCAGCUGGGACAAGCGUAGAGGCUGGAUGACCUUCGUUCGAGUCUAUUCAGGGACAUUAACACGCCAGAGUUCCAUCCUGAACGCCACGCGGAACCAAAAAGAGAAGGUAUCCAAGUUGCUGCUCUUGUAUGCCUCCCAAGCGGAGGAGGUUGAAUCAUUAUCGUUUGGGGAUGUGGGUGUGAUACUCGGACUUAGAUACACUCGGACAGGCGAUACCCUCGUCUCGACGCAACAACCCUCUGGGACGUCGUCGCUGCGAGACAUUAUACCGCCGCCUGCUGUCAUGUCAGCAUCUGUAAUACCUCAGUCGCAUUCGGAUCUGGGGCCUCUUCAAAAUGCGCUGGAAUCGCUUGCGCGCACAGAUCCGUCCGUACGUGUUGAAACGCAAGAGGGGCAAAUUCUGGUCCAUGGUCUGGGCUCUCUUCAUCUUGAAAUCGUUGAGAGCCGCCUCAGAGACGAGUGGAAUGCACAAUUCGAGACUGGCAAGCGUCGUGUGAGCUAUCGCGAGGCGCUUGGCUCCGGCCACGCAACUCCUUUGGACAACACAUGGACUACCGAAAUCGCAGGAAAGUCGAUCCCGGUGACCAUCGACUUCGCUGUGAAGCCUCUUGAAGAUUACGAACAGGGCGACCCACUCUGGGACGGAAACAAGGUCAUCGAUGCGAAUGGCAAGCCCUUGCUUUCGCUUGAGGCUUACGCUGAUCAAAAGGACCCUGCCGCAAACAUAGCCAGCGGAAUCUCCAACGCUUUGUCAAACUCGCCACAUACGUCUCUAGCAUUGUCACAUCUCCAUAUUCAGGUGAAGAGUUACCGCUACCCUCAGGAAGCUGCUCCAUCCUCUGUCCUUGCGGGAGCUGCUGCAUCCCUGCUGAGAGAAUGCAUUCGAAAUGCGGGGAUGGGACCGCUGAUGGAGCCGUAUAUUCGCCUGAAGAUCACCAUCAACGAAGAGUCCGUCGGCAAAGUGGCGAAGGAUCUCACCGAGCACGGCGGCGAGGUGCUCGACUUGGCGACAGGUUCGGGCAGCGCGAUAGAUGCAGAGGAGGAGAUGGAGCCCUACUCUGAAGACGGUGUCUACGUCCCACCGAAAGAGCUUUCUCCAUCCUCUGCGAACACACCAGAAAAUGACUCUUCGUCCGCACAGUACAAACGUUCGAUCUUCGCUUUGGCACCCCUAAGUCGGAUGCUAGACUAUUCCGAUCGGCUACGCGCGUUGUCAGGAGGCAAUGGAACGUUCGAGAUGGUGAAUGCGGGCUUCAGGCAGGUCUCAGUGACGAGGAAGGUGGAAAUCUUACGAGAGAUUGGUCGCGCAUAA